Molecule: messenger RNA, 2575 nt
Organism: Pyrus x bretschneideri (Chinese white pear)
Lineage: Eukaryota; Viridiplantae; Streptophyta; Magnoliopsida; Rosales; Rosaceae
Product: probable apyrase 7
Exons: 2
Coding region: 871-2517 (548 amino acids)
Biological process (GO): nucleoside diphosphate catabolic process
Cellular component (GO): membrane
Molecular function (GO): nucleoside diphosphate phosphatase activity
Source: RefSeq, a predicted model, not a curated record
ACUGCUUUGCUUUAAUUUCUUUCAGGCAUUUCUUUAUUUGGGUGGAUUGGAUUGGAUUCAGAUCUCUUUCUUUCAAUCAUGUCAUUUUCCACAUAAUUAUAUGCCUUUUUUUGCACGUCUCCUUUUUCGCCUACCUAUCAUUUUCUUCUGUGAUGCCCAUUUUAAGCAAACUACUUUUCCGAUUUCUUGACAAAGAUGGAAACUUUCUGGCUUUUGGCUAAUCAUGGCAGCUGGGUUUUUCAUUCUGUGCUCUGUUUGGUAUUUAGGAUUGUCUGAUUGAAUCUGGCGAAUUAUCCAAUCCAAUCCUGGCAUCGAACAAGGCAUGACAGAUUUGUUUGUUCAAUGCUGAUUUUGUAGGUUUUCGGCUCACUUUUUAUUUACAUACUGAAGUUUGCUUACUAAGCAUGACCUUUUCUGCAGCUUUGCCUGGCUAUUUUCAAAUUUGUUUCAUCGAAUUGAGAUCGCGAAAGUUAUGUCGAUUAGGUCACAUUUGGUUGAAUGGUUUUCGAUUUGGGUUUGAUUUUGAUCAAUUGAGUAGUAAGGAAGUAGGACAUUGAUUGGUUUACAACUUUAGACUAUUGUGCUAUCUCCUAGUUGACUUGUAACAAUAACAUUUAGGGCUCGUUUGGUGUCCGGGAUUGGCUUGGAUUGGAUUGGAUCGGAUCAUAAUUCAAGGUAUGUGUGAAGGUAGAGGUGAAUGAUUUUUCAUUGAUGGGAUUAGAAGGGACUGAACAUUAAUUCGAAACUUAUCUCUCUUCUAAUCCUACAAUCAGUGUAUUUCGAAGUGGGGUUUGACGGAAAAUUGAAGGUGAAGUGAGCGUGAAAGCGCUGUUCUUAAAUUUGGGAUGCAUUUUUGUUAGUGAUGCAUCUAUGGAACCCAAAUCUCCUUCAAAACUUAAGCUCUCAAUCAUGGGAUCUACUCAAUAUAAACAGGCAUUUAAAACAAGUAUUGUGAUCAUAGUUAUAAUGCUCUUGUUCUUUGGUGCGUAUUUCGGAUUUAACUCCACGAAAGGCCGUAGUGCAUCUAAGGGGUCAUACUUUACUGUGGUGGUUGAUUGUGGAAGCACGGGUACCCGAGUUAACGUGUACGAGUGGCUGGUAACGGGUGUUAGUGGUAAGGAAUUGCCUACAUUGUUGUACUCUUAUCCGGAUAAUUCAACUAAGGGUAUGGUUUCGAAGAGCUGUAAGUAUCACUGUCUGCAAACCGAGCCUGGUUUGGAUAAAUUUGUUGGAAACUUGUCAGGAGUAAGAGCGUCUUUGGAACCACUAAUUACAUUGGCUGAACAUAAGGUUCCUUCCAAAAGACGCAGAGAGACUCCUAUUUUUGUUCUAGCUACUGCUGGAUUAAGGAGAUUGGCAGUGGAGGAUUCUAGGCAGGUCUUAGAUGAUAUCGAAUCUGUCCUAAAAGAAUAUUCUUUUUUGUACAAAAAUAGUUGGAUUAGGGUGUUGAGUGGCAAAGAAGAAGCUUAUUAUGGUUGGGUUGCUCUAAAUUAUAAAAGCCGUAGUUUUCAGAAUCCUUCAAGGUCACCCACUUUGGGACUUCUUGACUUGGGAGGUUCAUCAUUGCAGGUUGUAGUGGAGACUGAUGGUGCAAGAGAAGAUGCAAACUUGCUGAGAUCAAAAUUUGGCUAUGUUGAACAUGAGAUUUUAGCCUACUCAUUGUCAGAAUUCGGAUUAAAUGAAGCAUUUGAUCGGACAGUUGCUAUGCUGAGCCAACGCAGAGAAAGUGCUGCAGGUGUAUUAGAGAUCAGACAUCCUUGUCUUCGUACUGAUGUGGUCCAAAACUAUACAUGCUAUGGUUGUGUCCGACAAAAUGGUGCUGAUCAGAAAAAUGUCAUUGGCCAAUUGCAAGAAACUAAAUUUCCUUUGGUGCAUCUGUUUGGAGCACCGGAUUGGGAGCAAUGCAGAACACUUGCUAGGGCUGCUGCUAUCAAUUCAAGCACAUCUGAUGCAGAACAAAGAACAAGGUCAUGUUCUGAUAAUGGGAGUGAAAUGGUGAAUUUGACAGCCGUUGUUCACCCCACAGCUCGCUUUCACGCCUUAUCUGGAUUUUUCGCUGUUUAUGACAAGUUGAAUUUGAGUGGCCGAGCCACCUUGCCCAAGAUAUGGGAGAAAGGCCAGCAACUAUGCUCCAAAUCAUGGUCUGACCAAACCAGCAUCUCACAAAAUGGUUAUUUUGCUUGGCAAUAUUGUUUUCGGGUACCUUACAUGGCAUCACUCGUUGAGGAUGCUCUGUGUCUUGGUGACAAAACAAUCGUUUUUGGUCCUCCAGACGUUACUUGGACAUUAGGAGCUGCCCUGGUCGAAGGAGAGUAUUUAUGGUCGAGUACAAUUCGAUCUCGGACUAGCAUUUUGACCCUAAACAUGGAGGUUGCAUCCUCUCCCAUUUUUGUACUUGUUUUACUUCUUUUCCUUCUGUUGGUUGUGUAUUGUAGUCACGUCAAGCUGCCCAUGAUCGACAAGAAAGGUGCAGCUAGGGCAUCUUUGCCAGUAAGAGAACAGAAGAUGAUGGAUUAGAUUUUACGUACUGUAAAAAUUCUUUGAUAAAUACAGAAAUUGUGAUACAUAUGCUACA